Molecule: messenger RNA, 773 nt
Organism: Rhodofomes roseus
Lineage: Eukaryota; Fungi; Basidiomycota; Agaricomycetes; Polyporales; Fomitopsidaceae
Product: Tautomerase/MIF
Exons: 8
Coding region: 294-653 (119 amino acids)
Molecular function (GO): phenylpyruvate tautomerase activity
Source: RefSeq, a predicted model, not a curated record
CCUCAGUGUCCUCACGACACAGAAUGGCCAUUUCGUGGACGCUAUCCCGUGCAUGCGACGGUCCAAACCCUAGCUCGACAGAAUCUUGGUGGCCCGCAUGACAGAAGGCCUAUGAAACUGGGUUGUUCGGUAGCCUGGCCUGGUAUCGGUGUCAGGGCCAUUGCAUGUAUCGGCCCAGUUUGACCUUAUCUGGUCUUCAUCGAGCUGAGGCCCUUCGCACUGCUUGGGUCACAUAUUAGCCCCACGGUCAUGGGUCCGGCCUCCCGUUCUCCGCCUCUUCGAUAACCUCUAGCAUGCCCAGUCUCGAGCUGAAGACCAACGUCCCCCUUGAGGACCCGAAACAGUUUCUGCUUGAGUUUUCUAGCUACGCAGCCAAGGCGCUCAAAAAGCCGGAGUUGUACAUAUCUGUCAGCUAUCACUACAACGAGAACCUCACCUUCAAUGGAUCAUUCGAUCCGGCUUUCUUGAUGACGGUGACGAGCUUGGACAACCUCAAACCCGGGCUCACGGAUGAAUACAGCAAGGCAUUCUUUGAUUUCUUCCAGGACAAGCUCGGGGUUCCGGGUGACCGAGGCUAUAUAACCUUCCUUGACCCAGGCAGGGCAUUUUUGGGGCACCAGGCGACGACGUUCGCCACGAUCUUCGGGAAAUGAUGAUGUUUGGUUCCUCGUCGUCGCGGAAACAAACGUGGAAGAAUAGCAGCUGCCUUGAAGUAUGUUGUAUGAAUAUGCCGAACGAAUAUACGUCCGAAUUGCCCGUUUCGUUCCCCGGCA